Dicentrarchus labrax (European seabass) is the source of this 2287-nucleotide messenger RNA. RefSeq names its product homeobox B7a (gene hoxb7a). Gene Ontology annotation, molecular function: DNA-binding transcription factor activity, RNA polymerase II-specific; RNA polymerase II cis-regulatory region sequence-specific DNA binding. The transcript has 2 exons. Bases 114 to 953 code for a protein of 279 amino acids. Lineage: Eukaryota; Metazoa; Chordata; Actinopteri; Moronidae. The record is from RefSeq and is a predicted model, not a curated record. Gene Ontology annotation, cellular component: nucleus. Gene Ontology annotation, biological process: regulation of transcription by RNA polymerase II; anterior/posterior pattern specification.
ACUUUUUUUUUUGGUGUAAAUCUAGACAGUAAUACCUCACCAAUAAUUCACGGUGCCUCGUAAAAAGUCGACACUAAAGCGCCCCGGGCCUACAAAUCACCGGCGGCCAAAUUAUGAGUUCGCUCGACUUCGCCAACGCGCUGUUUUCUAAAUACCAACAAGCCGCUGCGAGCUGCUCCGCUCUGCUCUUCACAGACUCUCCAACUUCUCCCUUCCAGUCUUCUUCUUCCUCUCUUGCUCCUGACGUGUCUUCUUCGUGCGCCCUCGUGUCCAGCGGAUAUCACCUCCAUGUCUCCAGUGGGAGAGGCAGCGGAGGGCUCUCUUUCCCUCCCUCUUCUUCUCCUUCCUCCUCCUCCUUUCCCUCCACCUCUUCUUCCUCCUCGUUCUGUUUGUCUCUUUCGGGAUUGAACCGGAGCAGCGGGAGUACUCAGCCCAGAGCGCAUCCUUUCAACCCUGCCGAAGUGCUCACGAGAGGGGCAUACAGCGCGCCGGGAGCCGAGCAGCUGUGCUCCUCUCUGCAGGGAUGCGCCGCGGAGCCGUUCCCCGGUCGGCCUCAGCUGUGCUCACUGACCGACAGGUUCCCUGAGCCGGCCUGCAGGAGGCAGAGUAGCCCGGAGCAGCAGCAGCGGCAGUUAAACGAGAAAGGGCUGAGGAUUUACCCCUGGAUGAGAAGCACAGGUGCCGACAGAAAGCGCGGGCGGCAGACGUACACGCGCUACCAGACGCUCGAGCUGGAGAAGGAGUUCCACUUCAACCGGUACCUCACGCGGCGGCGGCGGAUCGAGAUCGCGCACGCGCUCUGCCUCACCGAGCGGCAGAUCAAGAUCUGGUUUCAGAACCGGAGGAUGAAAUGGAAGAAGGAGAACAGGGUUGCCGGGAGCGGCUCCCCAUCUGCAGCUUUACCGACCGCUGAAGGAGAAGAGGAGGAGGAGGAGGAUGAUGAUGAGGAGUAAUAAUAAUGACUCUAACGGACACAAACAGUUGAUUUUUGAGCUCUUAAGAAAAGUGACCUUUGCUCUGCAGUCAGGUUAUCAUUAUAUUAUAUUAUAUUAUAUUAUAUUAUAUUAUAUUAUAUUAUAUUAUAUAAGCCUCAUCUCUAGAUAGCUAAUACAAGGUGGUAAAACAACAUCCACAUUUAGAACAUAACCAAGAUGUUUUUUGCUCCUUGUGUCUCUUAGUCCUGUCCUAAAAGUGCAGAAAUGACCGCAGGGACAAGAAAAGCGUGUGUUCUAUUGAGGCCUGGACAUUUAUAUAGACUCAUUGAUGUUAUAUCUGCAGCAGAAAGAGAGAUGCACUCAGUGAAACAGCAGCACUAGUGAUUUCUGUGAAUACAAAGCUUAUUGGUAGUGUUCAUUAUACCUACUGUGCAAGGUAAGCCACACAGGGGUGGAAUAGAUUGUUAGCUGUGUAUUUGUGUUAUGCUAUUAGAAUAUUAGACGCUAUGAGGUUAUUAGGCUCCACUCAAUAUUUUAGAAACACUGAGUCCAAAUCCCCCCUCCUCAGAACCCCACCCACUUAAGAAUUUUCUUUUUGUCUGGCCACCAACCAAACUCUACACAAUUUCUGAGUAUUUAAGAUAAAAAUCUGAACAUUUUAUACAUUUUAGUUAGAAUAUCUGUUACUUUAAUCUCCCUUAUGGUCUAAAUGUUUUAUUCUUCUUCUCUACAGUCAUGUAUUUCUUGUGAAAAAUGCUUCUUUGUUUGCCUAAGAACAUGUACUUUAUUUGGUCAAGUUGCCUUAAAAGAGCCAAAAUGUUUAAUAUCACUGUAUGACCUUGGUGCCAUCAAUGCUAUCUACACAGCCCAGACUAGCACCAGUUUGCAAUUGUGUUUUAAAAAGGAAUAUGGGUUUAAUUAUAUUUCAAUUAUAAAGCUGCUGACACAAAAACACACUGUACAUAAAGUACACAGAGUUAAAUGCUGAGAUACUUAAUAUAAUAAUUCAUUUCAAACUUACAGAAGUAUUUGAUGGUGCAACCAGAUAAAAGCUGCUCUAUUAAACAACAGUAAGGCGAUUUUUCAUUCUAUCGCUGAUUUUAAAAAACAUUUUUGCUGUUCACAUGAAAUUAAAAGGGAUAUUUGAAAGCCGGCCAAUGACACCCUGUCUGUGUGAGUGUGAGCUAUCUUCUGGAGUUCAGUUAUCUCCUGGAUUAUAUGCUUUAAAACUAAUUCUAGGCUUGAUUAUGUGUUAUUGUGUUGUAAGUGCACCAGUGUUUUCAUGUUGUGUGAGCUAUAUAAAUGCACUUUUUUUUCUUGUAUGUAUAUAAUAAAAAAGUUAACCACAAUAA